Messenger RNA from Symbiodinium sp. CCMP2456, 1321 nucleotides. Lineage: Eukaryota; Dinophyceae; Suessiales; Symbiodiniaceae. The record is from the annotation of a GenBank genome assembly.
AUGCCAGCUCUCCAAGCCCUGCUGACAUUGGUAACUCCCGUGCUGCUGUUGAAAGGCUGCUACGAAGAGCUUGUUGACAAUGUGACCGGAAGCAUUCACGGAGACUUUCUGCAUUUUCAGAAGUACAGGAUCCCGCACCAUAUUGAGCAGUUCAGCAGCACCUGGCAUAAAGGGCACCUGAUGAUUUGGACAAAGACAUGUAUCACGCCUCAAGGCCGCAUGCAUCCUCGUGUCUACCGCAAUCAUUUCUACGCAUUUGUGUGCUUCUACCUCUUGGGAGGGGGUGCAAGCAUUAUGCUCAUAGCUCCGCUUGCUGGUGGCACGAUUGUGAGAGCAGACGAGAUGAUCAUCCAGCUUUUGGAGUCUCCCGAGAACCAAAAUGCCCCAGUCACAUCUUCGCUGUACAGCAUUGUGCAUUGGGCGCUGUAUCUCCCGGCCCUAUGUCCCCUGGUGAUGGCUUUUGGGUUUCCAUACAUUUGUUGGAAGGAAUUCCGGAGAGGUGAAAUUUCAAUAACGGACAGGUUCCGGAAACGCCCCUGUUCGACCGGCGCACGGGCUUGUGCGAUUCUGUGUGUCUGCAUACUUUGGCCCGUUGUUUGGCUGUGGGUGCUUGCGAUCGUUGUGACUCCACCCCGACCCGAGACUUGGUCGCAACGACAGCUAGAGGUGCUACAAGCCGAGAGGGGAGCCAUAGGGCCGUUUACGGGGGUCGUUUUCAUGACGAUGUGGGUCUUGUCGGGUGCCAUCAAGCAGAGAGUUUUCUUGACGCUGGCUGGUUGUGGACCAGUGGAACAUCGAAGCGAUUUCCUGAAGUUUUGUGAAGAGCAUCCCGGCAUCGUGCAGGCCUUUCCGGAGCUCUCGGAGUUGAAAGAUAUUGCGCAGACGUUGCAGGGCGUGGAAGAGGAGAAACUGGAUCCGUUUGAGUGGGAGGCCAAGAAAGACGAAAAGCGGAGGGGCUCUUCUGACCCCUGCAGCUGGUGGGAAGAAGAGGAAGAGGGUGAAAGCCAAGUCACAGAGGAAUGGAAGAGGAAGGCUAGUGACUGGUGUUUGGGCUUGUCAAUGCAGCAAGUCCUGGCGGUAUGCAUUAUCACUGCGGAGCAAACAGCGAAUGUCAGGUUGGACACAGUCCUUGUCAGUGACAACCACAUCGGAGUCACCAUGCGGUUCCUCCGGCCGACUACAGACAUGGAUCACCGGGUGUAUUCUUACAACAUGACGGUCUUUGGCUCCACUGCUGCUUCCACUUGUGCAGCAUCUAUUGAUUGUCGUGCUUACGGUGAAGAAGACACAGUCGGCGAGACCUGCAACUCAGUGAUUGGCA